Mycotypha africana is the source of this 1155-nucleotide messenger RNA. Its product is annotated as DHBP synthase RibB-like alpha/beta domain-containing protein. NCBI's taxonomy places the organism in Eukaryota, Fungi, Mucoromycota, Mucoromycetes, Mucorales, Mycotyphaceae. The record is from RefSeq and is a predicted model, not a curated record. The transcript is spliced from 2 exons. Gene Ontology annotation, biological process: regulation of translational fidelity. Gene Ontology annotation, molecular function: tRNA binding; double-stranded RNA binding; nucleotidyltransferase activity. The coding region runs from base 1 to 1155 and encodes 384 amino acids. Gene Ontology annotation, cellular component: cytoplasm.
AUGUUUAAAACAGAAGUCUAUAAGGUUAAUAGCAGUAAUUUCAGCUUUAGAAAGUCAACUACCACUGACUUUCCGGAACAAAAUGCGACGUGCGUGCUCAAUAACGAAAACGAUCAGGCUGCGAUUAACAAGGCGGUGGAUUGGUUAAAAAAGAACGAAGCCAUCGGUGUUCCAACAGAAACAGUGUAUGGUCUUGCUGCUAAUGCUCUCAAUGAACAAGCAGUAUCGAAAAUUUUUGCAGCUAAAAAUCGACCUCAAGACAACCCUUUAAUUGUUCAUGUGUCUUCCAUUGAAAUGUUAAAGUCUAUUUUGCCCGACAGAAAAGUACCUGAAGUCUACUUGCCCAUUAUCCGUCAGCAUUGGCCAGGGCCACUUACGAUUAUUGUACCUACAUCGGAUCUCAUUCCCUCUUCAGUUACCUGUGGCCAUCCUACAGUAGCUGUUCGGUUCCCAGCACAUCCGGUCGCUCGCAGUUUGAUAGAAGCUUGUGGAUUUCCUUUAGCUGCACCUUCAGCCAACUCUUCCGGUAAACCGUCGCCUACAUUGGCUAGCCACGUUUAUCAUGAUCUUCAAGGGCGUAUACCCAUGAUUAUUGAUGGAGGUCCAUGUAACGUCGGCGUUGAGAGCACAGUGUUAGACGGCCUACGAUCGCCACCUGCUAUUUUACGACCAGGUGGAUUGACUUACGAAACACUUAAACAAUCCGAUGGCAUGGAGAAUUUGCAAGUAUACAGAAAGCAUUUUGUGGAUAAGGACUUGGAGAUGGCACCCACGACACCUGGUAUGAAAUAUCGACAUUACUCACCAGAGGCAAUGGUUAUUUUGAUCGACCGCAAAGCAGAUAACGACACAACAGCAAAUCGAUCAUUCGAUGAAAAAUUUGAUCAUAUUGGUAUGUUACGUACUACAAAAGACGGUGAGAGUGAAGUAUGGGAAAGUAUUGCGAAGGUGGAUGAUAAUGUCGAAUGUAUCUCGCUACAAAUGGGCCGUCGUGGUCAUCCCGAAGAAGUUGCUCGUGGUAUGUUUAAGGGCUUGCGCGAUUUGGAUGGCCGCUCAGUGGAUCUCAUUUUUGUUGAAGGGAUUCCCGAAGACAAGGAAGGCAUGGCUGUCAUGAAUAGAUUAAGAAAGGCAGCGUCCAAGAUAGUCGAGAUUUAA